Messenger RNA from Heterocephalus glaber (naked mole-rat), 3285 nucleotides. It is a transcript of the gene Pknox2, whose product is annotated as PBX/knotted 1 homeobox 2. The record is from RefSeq and is a predicted model, not a curated record. Gene Ontology annotation, biological process: regulation of DNA-templated transcription. Lineage: Eukaryota; Metazoa; Chordata; Mammalia; Rodentia; Bathyergidae. Gene Ontology annotation, molecular function: DNA binding.
CCUGUGCCGCUGACGUCCCGAGCUGUGCUGGGAAGUAUAGGCUGUGUUGUCACGCCGGUGUCAGUCUGAUGAAGAUUGGCAUCAGGUGAAGUCUGGAGCAGGACUCUGAGGCUUUCUGUCCCCCAUGUGGUUCACUAGAAAAGGGGCUGUGAACUGUACUCAGGCUGUAGCUGCCAGGAAGCAAUUCUAGCCCAGCUGGAAGUAAGAAGAGGGGAGUGAGCCUCCUGAAGACCAUCCCACGGGCCUGGAUCACCCAACAAUCCUCGAUGUGAAUCAAUCCCAUGAUGCAACAUGCCUCCCCAGCCCCAGCUCUGACAAUGAUGGCCACGCAGAAUGUCCCUCCCCCACCCUACCAGGACAGCCCACAGAUGACGGCGACUUCCCAGCCACCCUCCAAGGCCCAGGCUGUCCACAUCUCUGCACCAUCAGCUACCGCCAGCACACCUGUGCCCAGUGCCCCCAUUGACCCCCAGGCCCAGCUGGAAGCUGACAAGAGAGCUGUGUACAGGCACCCUCUUUUCCCGCUCCUGACGCUGCUGUUUGAGAAAUGUGAACAGGCCACCCAGGGCUCUGAGUGCAUCACCUCCGCCGGCUUUGAUGUGGACAUCGAGAACUUUGUCCACCAGCAGGAGCAGGAGCACAAACCCUUCUUCAGCGAUGACCCAGAACUGGACAAUCUGAUGGUGAAGGCAAUCCAGGUGCUGAGGAUCCACCUGCUGGAGUUGGAGAAAGUCAAUGAACUCUGCAAGGACUUUUGCAACCGUUAUAUCACCUGCCUCAAAACCAAGAUGCACAGUGAUAACUUGCUCAGGAAUGACCUCGGGGGACCCUACUCCCCCAACCAGCCCUCUAUAAACCUUCACUCACAGGACCUCCUGCAGAAUUCCCCCAAUUCCAUGUCUGGAGUCUCCAAUAACCCCCAGGGGAUUGUGGUCCCAGCCUCAGCGCUUCAGCAGGGCAACAUCGCCAUGACAACCGUCAACUCACAAGUUGUGUCAGGUGGAGCCUUAUACCAACCGGUUACCAUGGUAACCUCCCAGGGUCAGGUGGUCACCCAAGCAAUCCCCCAGGGAGCCAUCCAGAUCCAGAACACACAGGUUAACCUUGACCUCACCUCCCUCCUGGACAAUGAGGAUAAGAAGUCCAAGAACAAACGAGGAGUCUUGCCCAAGCAUGCCACCAAUAUAAUGCGUUCUUGGCUCUUCCAACAUCUCAUGCACCCCUACCCCACGGAGGAUGAGAAGAGACAGAUCGCAGCCCAGACAAACCUCACACUCCUUCAAGUAAACAACUGGUUCAUCAAUGCCCGGAGGCGCAUCCUACAGCCCAUGCUCGAUGCCAGCAACCCAGACCCUGCCCCCAAAGCCAAGAAGAUCAAGUCUCAGCACCGGCCCACCCAAAGAUUCUGGCCCAACUCCAUCGCCGCAGGGGUGCUACAGCAGCAGGGUGGCACCCCAGGGACAAACCCUGAUGGUUCCAUCAACUUGGACAACCUGCAAUCCCUGUCCUCAGACAAUGCCACCAUGGCUAUGCAGCAGGCUAUGAUGGCUGCACACGAUGACUCACUGGAUGGAACAGAAGAAGAGGAUGAGGAUGAGAUGGAGGAGGAGGAGGAGGAAGAGGAGCUUGAGGAGGAGGCCGAUGAGCUGCAGACGACGAAUGUCAAUGACCUGGGCUUGGAACACAGUGACUCCCUGGAGUAGUCACAGCCCACGUGGUGCUGAUCACCGAGCAACAGAGGAGCAGCAUCAGGAGGGUUCAGGGUUGGGGGAGGGCAUGGGCAGACAGCACCAAGGAAGUUGGGCCCUCACUUCCCCAAAUCAGUAGCUUGAGGAAAUGCAGACGAGAUACCCUGCUCCUUCCCGACCACCAGGCUUCAACAAGCACCCAGCCUGCUUCCCUAGAACUGGAGAGGACUCUAUUGGGGGAGCCAUCAAGCAGCCUCUUUGGAAAGACAGGACUGAGAUCUGGACUUACCAAAUCCCUGAGGACAGAUGGCACCAGUGGAACCUCCAUGGAAGGACUUGAUUGUGUACAAGGCCUGCACUGUGAGGUGGAUUGGUGUUGUUUGCAAAGUGGGCUUUGCCAAGGGACGACUUGGGAGGGAAGGGUGACACAACCCCCCCCCAAGGAUCUCUCCUCCUUUAAGAGACACUCAAGGGCAAGAGGGACCCCAAAAGCACAGUCAGCAGCUGGAGGAGGGGGAGGACCUGAGGCAACAGGUCUUGCAGACCAGACUGGGCCCUGGACUCCAUAGGGCUCCAGCUCAGUUGCAGGGCCUGUCUGUGGGCACACCAACCAUGGACUUGGGAGAGGGGGAAGGGAGCCAGCAGAGCUUCCUUCUCUUUCUCCUGAAAACACAUUGUUAGCUGUUGGGCUCAACCUGUAAGAGGCUAAAGGGGUUCCUCCAUCUGAGUUGGCUCCAGGAGCCAAGGAGGUGGCAGAACCUGAACUGGGAGCCAUAUCAAAGUGACUUUGGAACCACAGCUGUCCCUAGGUGGUCAUAGAACUCAGCUCCUGUAACAACAGGACGAUGAUGUCUUACCCUAGAUAUUCUCACCCUCAAAUGAAGCUCCUCAUGCUCCAGGCCCUCCACAGACCUUCAUGAAGUAGAGCCAGAGUGACUGGAAUCUUCUCACCCUGCAGGCCACCAUGGCUGCUCCCGUGCUCCCAGGCUGACACCAGCAGCCUCCAGCCUCUCUUCUUUUAUUCCAUCAGAGAAGACAGAAGAAACAUGGGAAAGAAGCAGCAGCCAAUGGGGAGCCAGGGUCCGGAGAAGGUGCUGCAUCCUUUUUUCUUCAGUAUCCAAAAUUGCAGAGGGGGAUGGCACUCAAGAGCCUGCCCACCCCACCCAACUCACUGCUCUGCACACCUGCACUAUAUUCAGCGCUGGAGGAACUGGAGCUCCUGGGAGGAGGAGCCUUUCCAUCUGCUCUCACACUUUCUCCCAGCUCGACUUUUGUCCCAGGGCCCCAUCAUGGGCACUUCCUCCUCCUGUUUCCUCCCACCCUAGGCUGUGAAUGACAGGACUGAUCACACGUGUUUCCCAUUGGAUUUAAUUUGACGGACUUGCAGUUUCAUUUGUAAAUUGUGCAUUAGCCAUCUCCUUCAGUGGCAUGAUGUGAGUGGCUACCUGGCUCAGCUGGAGGGGACCUCAGGGCCCUUUGGGGCUUCCCCUCCCCUGCCUGGUUGGGGCGGAGCAAAAGGAUAGUCGCUCUCCUGAGGGCUCCCUGAAAUGAAUGUAUUUCCCCCCCAAAAAGAGCUGAUAUUUAAUGUUUUAAUAGG